Homalodisca vitripennis (glassy-winged sharpshooter) is the source of this 1436-nucleotide messenger RNA. It is a transcript of the gene Rab1, whose product is annotated as ras-related protein Rab-1A. The record is from RefSeq and is a predicted model, not a curated record. The transcript has 7 exons. NCBI's taxonomy places the organism in Eukaryota, Metazoa, Arthropoda, Insecta, Hemiptera, Cicadellidae. Gene Ontology annotation, molecular function: GTP binding; GTPase activity. The coding region runs from base 144 to 752 and encodes 202 amino acids.
GGGAAGUAUUGCAAGUCAGUGGGAGGUUGGUAGAAGCCAUAUUGUCUGUCUGUGUUGAAGAGUGUUAGUUUGUUUCCAAAUAAAAUAAGGAAAUUAGCAACAGGCCAUCUUAUUCUUCGUUACAUUAGAAAUCUCGCUGAAAAAUGAAUCCCGAGUAUGAUUACCUCUUCAAGCUGCUCCUUAUUGGAGAUUCCGGAGUGGGGAAGUCAUGCUUGCUUCUACGGUUUGCUGAUGACACAUACACAGAAAGUUACAUCAGUACUAUUGGAGUAGAUUUUAAAAUCAGAACCAUAGAUUUGGACGGGAAGACAAUUAAGCUACAGAUAUGGGACACAGCGGGACAGGAACGGUUCAGAACCAUCACGUCCAGCUACUACCGAGGAGCCCAUGGAAUCAUCGUAGUGUACGACUGCACGGAUCUCGAGUCUUUCAACAACCUCAAGCAGUGGCUGGAGGAAAUCGACCGAUACGCAUGUGAAAACGUUAACAAACUAUUAGUGGGAAACAAAUGCGACCUCACGUUAAAAAAAGCUGUAGACCAACAAACAGCCAAGGAAUAUGCUGACCAGCUGGGAAUCCCAUUCUUAGAAACGUCAGCAAAAAGUGCGAUGAAUGUGGAGCAGGCGUUUAUGACGAUGGCAACCGAGAUAAAGAAAAGAGUUGGACCUCCAUCAUCUGCCGCAGACUCGGGCAAGGGUGUCAAGAUCGACCAGGGCAAGCCUAUCGAGACAACCAAAACUGGGUGCUGUUGAAAAACGGCUUCAUCCAUAAUUCGAAAUAAGUAUGGAUGGUCGCCAGCUUCAUCGAUUCUCCAUAAUGCUAUGCCAUACGCAUGGCACGGACCGAUUAUGGACAUUGUACAUACAUAUAUUAUAAUUGCCUAAUGGAGUUUAUGGUUUUGUCAGAUAUUAAAGACUUUGUAAUUUACUUGUGCAAAAUUUAGUUAAGAGCGAAAUGAACUCUUCAAGCACCUUACUUAAUCGAAUUAGCCUUAUUUUGCCGACUAUAGAUGUUAUCACAGAAGGUUAUUUUGAAUGAGUGCUUGAUUUAAAUUAGUUGUGUAAUAAUAGAAAUUAUACUAUAUAUAAUUUACAUUAAAGUUUCUAAAAUUAUAAAUAUUUACUAUGUAUUCUAUUGUAUUUACUCCAUCCCAUUUAAUAAGUUAUUGUAAGUUUAUAAGCAUCAAAUAAUUUUAUCACUGUAUUAUUACCAUACCAAAACUAAUUCAACAUUUUAUUAUUGAUCCUAGACUAUUGUUGACACAUUCUUUUAGUCUUUCUAACAAAGACUGUUGUUUUCUAUCUAGCUUGCGAAUUUCAUAGCAGCUAAUAUUUAGUACAGUUGCUUAAGUUUGUUAUUUUUUCACAUUCCAGUAUUGUGUUAAAUAUGUAUUUUAUGUAAAUGUUGUCUGCAAAUAAACUAGUGUUUUGCUUACA